Messenger RNA from Aplysia californica (California sea hare), 2232 nucleotides. RefSeq names its product F-box/LRR-repeat protein 6. Gene Ontology annotation, molecular function: protein binding. Lineage: Eukaryota; Metazoa; Mollusca; Gastropoda; Aplysiida; Aplysiidae. Bases 179 to 1696 code for a protein of 505 amino acids. The record is from RefSeq and is a predicted model, not a curated record. The transcript is spliced from 10 exons.
GAUGUAAACAACCCGUCGAUCUUCCGCGGAGUCAAUGGGAUUUUGUGCGCAGUUUUGGGGGGUUUUUUGGGCCGACUCCUGUGGUGGUGUGAACUUGAGUGAAUUGCUUCCUGGCCGAGCUUGCGUUCCUUUUUCUGUCCUAUGAUUACUUGUUUUAUUGUAGUUUGACUGCACAGACAUGAGCAGCAAGGAUCAUGGUCAGGGAGGAGCAAGCCCCCUCCGACAACUGUGUCCUCACAGAAGUCACAAGAGAAAGAAGAGAACGAUCUCAACGGAAGCUGCCACGUACACCAGACAGCAUCUGCACAGGGCUUGUAAGCUCGUCCUCGAAGACACCGGUGAAUGCUUCUUUAGGAUGCAGAAAGAGCUGAAUGAGAUGCUCAAACCACGGAGGAAAAGACUGCCGAAACUACCGCCAGAGAUCUGGAUAAAGAUUUUUGGCUACAUCACUCAGUACCGACAGUAUCCGUUCAUGCUCAAUGGCCCUCUGGUGUGCAAGUACUGGUACGACUUGUGCCGGGACCCCAGCCUGUGGACGUAUGUGAGGGUGCCUUACGGCGGCUGCUACUGGAACAAGCGCACAGACCCUUUUCUCAUGUGGAUGGCUAAGAACCGACUGGCCCCAUGCAAGGAAAUCGAUCUCACAGGCUGGGACAUCACAACUCUAGCUGUUCAUGAGUUGGCUAAGAACUGCCCAAGGCUUGAAGUGGUCAACCUGUCGUACUGUACCAAGGUGAACAAAGACAUUGUGGAGUACUUGACCAGACAUUGCCCGAACAUCACUACCUUGGAUCUUUCACAUACAUCUAAUGACCUGGUGAGCAUAAGCUCAAUGACGGGCAUCGUUGAGCGCUACAACUCUCAGCUUCUCUCUCUCAACCUCAGCGGCAACCUCAUGCACGGUUUCCACUGGCUCAUCAAUGCAAUAUGCGAGCAGUGCCCCAACCUGGAGGUUCUGUCCGUGUACUACUGCCGCGUGGACGUUCUGGCGCUGGAUGUGGAGCGGCUACAGAGCAGCCUCCUACAGCUGCGCUCGCUCAACCUGGGCUACCUGCUGGCCACCAGUGUCAACAUCGAAGAGAAGCCUUCUUAUUUGUCACCUGGGUUCAAGUCCCUGGAGGACCUUUGUAUUGCGGUGGGGCCCCCUUGUGACUUCAGGAAGCCGCUGCCCGUAAACGAUAACUUUAUAGAAAGGAUGGUUCUGGCGUCCCGGCAGCUGAAGAGCCUGGAUGUCCGCGGGGCGGAGCGCUACUCUAUACAGACGCUGCUCAAGCUGCCCUGCCCCGACCUGGAAAAGCUGGUUCUGGGUAUCCGGGUCAUCGACGACCCUCGGGGUCUCCCACACCUGGUCAAACAGUGGCGACACAGCCUGACAGAGCUGGUCCUGUCCUACAGCAGCUUCUGCAUGUGUGACGUGACGUGCGCCGUCAACUGCCUGGUGUCCUCGGAGAACCGUGUGCUGCACAGGAUAGAGCUGGAGAACAUGGACGUGGAGAUGCCACUCAUCAGAGCCAUCUGUGACAACUGCCCAAACUUGAAGACGGUGAACCUGCAGAAAUGCUUCCUACUUCCAAAAAAACUCAGGAGGUUAUUUUUCAACAAGACGAGGAUAGACAAUUUCAGAUACCUGGUGUCGUACUUCUGCAAGCAGAUGAACAUAAACAGAGGUGGCUGCGUCCAUUGUCAUUGUCAUUGAUGUUGAAGACUGUGGUGGGAGGGGGGGGGAUUGAAAACGAUUUGUGAGGGGUGCUGACCAAAUGAAUUACUUCUCGCAAUCCACGAAGGGAGAUAUUGGCUAAAAAUCGACCCUUGGGUUUUGCCUGCUCUGCCAUCGUAAGGGAAAAUGACGAAUGGUCCUGCGCAGGUAGCGAGGCAAAUUUUUCAGGAGAGGCUAACACAGUCUUCACUUUAUAACUCUUCUAUUUUUCACUCUUUUAAGCUGUAAUUCACCAGAUAUCUGAUUGAGGUGUUCAUAAAGCAGUUUUUAAAGUUUGAAUAGUUUAGGUUGAAAAGUAGUAGUUAUUCGACAAUCGUCGUUCUCCCUUACAUUGCGUGCCCACAGGUGAGCCCUGUGAUGUACGCCAAAAAGUCGAAUGGUACCGUUCGUCGUUCUCCCUUACACUCGUGAACGUUUAUGGGCGUAGGCGAUGGUCAGUUGUGACCUCUUGUGACGCAUUAUUGACAGUGAUGAUUGACAGUGAUGACUUUUUACUGGUUACUACAAAAAAAAAA